AUGUUCAUUGGAGACGUCUUCUUCCAAGCGGCCUCUGCUGCGCUCUUUGCCCGCACUGUCUUGGGCUUCUCCAAUCUGCAUCACAUUGCAAGACACGUCCACGCCAACGGUGGAGAGAAUCUGGAAAAGCGACUGUUGGGCUUACCGAUUGUGGGAGACUUGCCCAUCGUGGGAGAUGUUCUCAAUUCGAACAGCGGACCUUUAGAUUUGACUGGAGACCAUGAAUGGAGAGCGCCAGAAGAAGGCGACCAGAGAGGUCCAUGCCCUGGACUCAAUGCCCUCGCCAACCAUGGAUAUAUUUCUCGAAAUGGCAUCGCCACCCUCCUCGGAGUAGUACCUACUCUCAACCAAGUCUUUGGCGUGAGCGUCGAAUUGGGUCUGAUUUUGGCCGUCAUGGGUACCGUCUGGACCGGAAAUCCUCUUUCUCUGAGUCCAUCAUUUUCCAUUGGCGGCAAUGAUACAGAUGUGCAAAAUCUUUUGGGAAAUGUCUUGGGAUUAUUAGGCGAACCCCGAGGAAUCAGCCAUUCCCACAAUUUCAUCGAAGCCGACUCUUCACCCACGCGAGACGAUUUAUACGUCACCGAAGAUCCCGUCACCAUGAACUUGGCCAAUUUCGAAACCCUCUACGAUAUGAUUCCGGAAGCAUCAGGCGAAUUCUUCACAUUGGAUACUCUGAUUGAUUUUGCAGCGAUUCGAUUCAACGAUUCGAUUUCGACGAAUCCGUAUUUUUACUAUGGUCCUGUCAGUGGAACGAUUGCUCGCAAUACGGGGUUUUGCUUCGUGGCGAAUUUGAUGGCGAAUUAUUCGUCGGGAAAACCGGAGUUGACCCACGACAUCCUCAAAACCUUCUACUCCGUAACCGGCGAGCGCGGCAACUUCAUCUACACCAAAGGCCACGAACGCAUCCCCUCCAACUGGGCCAAAACCCCCAUCGACUACGGCCUCGUCCAACUCAAUCUAGACAUAGUCCAAUUCAUCCUCAAAUACCCCAUGUUCGCCAACAUUGGCGGAAACCUCGGCCAAGUAAAUACCUUCACGGGCGUGAAUCUCCUCGACCCCGCCAGCGGCGUAUUAGGCGUGACGAAUGUGCUCGAAGGUGGAAAUCUGAUGUGUUUUGUGUUGGAGAUUAUCAAUUUUGCUGCGCCGAAUUAUUUGAAUAAUAUUUUCGAGUCGGUGCUCGAGCCGUUGAAGAUGUUGACGGAUGCGUUGACGGCGCCUUUGCUUAGUUUGGCUUGUCCGCAGUUGGAGGAGAUUACGAGGGAUGGGGUGCCGUUGUGGGAGGCGUUGGGGAAGGAGUUUCCUGGGGCGAAUAGGAGUGGUAUUCCUUUGUGAUGAUGAGGAGGUGGUGGAGGAGGUGGUGGAGGAGGUUUAAUGGUGGUGGUGGAGACAGGGUUGGAAAUGCACUGAUGUCGACAGUCUCGACGCUGUGUUACCAAAAGUACCAACCAACCAUCCUAAUGUCGGGUUCAACCUGGGAUAUGUUCGCGAUUUGCAUCCACUCCAGUAUCGAUUUCACGAGUACCUAGGAGGUAUGUGAUCCGAAGAGCCGAGAGUGCUGCUACAUAUUGAAAGUGUCGAAUAAAAAGACCACACUCCUGAAACGCCAACACUGCUGAGAAUCUCCUUCUGGUUGGUUGGGAGUGGUGAGGUCGUGGAUCGAUUGUAGCUGCGAACAUCUAGGCAAUUGUGCCAACAAAGAGAGAUCUCUGUGCACGCGCUCCUCGUUUGACUUGACAGAAACUGGUCUCAUCCUUCACCCGGCGGCCGUGCAAGGCUGCGCGCUCUUGACAGACAGCAAGGG
This is a messenger RNA of Sphaerulina musiva SO2202, 1801 nucleotides long. Its product is annotated as Cloroperoxidase. The transcript has 4 exons. Gene Ontology annotation, molecular function: peroxidase activity. The record is from RefSeq and is a predicted model, not a curated record. The coding region runs from base 1 to 1332 and encodes 443 amino acids. Lineage: Eukaryota; Fungi; Ascomycota; Dothideomycetes; Mycosphaerellales; Mycosphaerellaceae.